This is a messenger RNA of Rhagoletis zephyria (snowberry fruit fly), 2105 nucleotides long. RefSeq lists its product as uncharacterized. The record is from RefSeq and is a predicted model, not a curated record. Lineage: Eukaryota; Metazoa; Arthropoda; Insecta; Diptera; Tephritidae.
UGGUUUAUUACAGUUGUUUUGUCUGAAGCUAAUAAAGAAUAUCGGCCCGAGGACGGUACUGUUGAUGCUCCAACAUCACAGAUCCGUUAUUACUAUGACACCAAUUUUCAACAAGAGGAAGUUUUGAAGACUGAAGUAGAGACAUUGAAGCGCGAAAAUGCACUCCUUAAGAAGGAAAACCAUAAGCAAAGUAUCGAGCUUGCUUCAUUGAAGCGGGAGUCCAACCUGCAAUUGAAGAGAAACUCGUCGGAAUUGGAGGCGCUGCAAAAGCGUUUGGCUGAAAUGGCUGCUGAAAUUAAAAAUGUAGAACAUACACUGGCCGGCACGUUUACCAAAAGACAGAUAACGAAGAUGAAGGUUGGGACGAAGCGACGAAAAAUGACACAAAAAGACAUUGCAAAGUCGUUAGCACUGUAUGCUGGCAGCAUUGUGCAAAGUUUGAAGUGAACUCGGAUACAUGUGUUUUCCAAGAACGCUGAGAUUACCCGAUUUCAAUUACUACAGGAUUUUACUGAAGAAGCUUCAAAGAGACUAACGAAAGCAGCAGAAAAGUUGUAUUAAGGUCCUUGUAAACGAUAAGAGUGAUUUUCAUGAGAUGGCUCUAUUUUGAUAUGAAUAUUCUCAUGUGCGUUGACGCGCAAACUGUGUCUCAUUUUAACACUGCACGUGUUAGAUUCAUAAAAGAGAAGAUUUAACAAUAGAAAAAUAAUAAGGAUGCUCACACCGAUUAGGUAAAUCCUGGCCUUAUAUGUAUUUCGUGCAAAUACGUCUAGUGAAAUAUCAAAGCAUACAAAUAGUGGUGUUUGUUGACUCAUUUCCUGUAAAAUCCAGUAAAAGUUACUGGAUAAUUUGUAAUCGAAAACAACUAAUGAAAACUCAACAUGCCCUAUAUGAGAGCUAAGGUUAAAUUUAUUUAAGGCGGUUUGCAUGUGUCAAAGUUUCUUAUGAGUGAGUGAGUUAAAGCUUAAACAGACGGCAGCGUUUAUCCGGAUUAACUCAGACUUAAUCUGGAUCAACUGCAGUUAAUUCCCGAGUUGAUCCGGAUCAACGCUGCCGUCUGUUUAAGCUUUUAGAAAGUGAGAGCUUUGAAGCUUUCUUUCCCACUUCUUCCUUCAGCGAAGAAAUUUGUGUACCGAAAGCCAAAUAGUUUUUGUACUACCGAUACCACCUUAUACGAAUUCUUCUUGAUGAGAGCUGAGAAUACCAGUGAGAGUGUUAUUUUAAGAUGAGAGUCACUAUGCAGAGAACAAAGAUGGCGCGGUCAGAGGUACCGGUGCUAUGGCACAAGGUAGCGAACAGAAGGUGGCGCAUUCCGCAAACCGCUACUUUGGUUUUGUCAAAUAACGUAGAUCUAUAUUGUGUGGCUUUGCCGAUUCUUACAGUUAUCUAUGUUCAUAAACAACGCCUCAAAAACUUAAAAUGCACCGAAAUUCACUAUACUUUAACUAAAAUCACAAUUUUUUCACAUUUCCCCUAUUAAUUAGUAUUACAAGUCAUAUAUUUUCACAAUUUAAAAAGAAUUAAAACACGUUUCCUAUCUAAAAAUGGAAUAUUAAGAAAAUUGACUAAUCUCACAUUCUGUUUUAUCCUCCUAUUCGGCUUCGCUACUUUUUACCCACAAAUGUCUUCGCCGUCGGGAAUGCGCAAUCUUUUCUAUCAUUCUUGGGUACUUUGGUAUUGCCGGAUUUGACAAUUCUCAAGUAUAAGUAAACAUCGCCUCAAACUUUAAAUGCACCGACAUUUACCCUUCACAAAAUCACCAUUUUCUGACCUUUUCUCUGUAAAUUAUUCUUUUAAGUCAUACAUAUUUCUACAAUUUAGCACAAUUGAACGUUUUCUAAAACAAAAAUUAAUAUUGAUGAAAUUACCUGUUUUAACUUAAGAAAUAUCGCCGCUAAGACCGCGCGAAUAUAAGAUUCUAUCAUUCUUUUGAUGAGAGUGAAUACCCUCUCUCUUUGCUAUUUAGGCGGUGAGGAUUAGAGUAGGGCUAUCACGAAAAUUACUCUCAUCGUUUACGAGAACCUUUAAGUAUACGCCUUAAAACGCCUUAAAAUAUUAAAACGUCAUUAAAACAUCGGAUUUGAAUAAAUUGAAUGUAUAUACAG